Bufo bufo (common toad) is the source of this 3189-nucleotide messenger RNA. Its product is annotated as THAP domain-containing protein 1 B-like. Lineage: Eukaryota; Metazoa; Chordata; Amphibia; Anura; Bufonidae. The record is from RefSeq and is a predicted model, not a curated record. The transcript has 5 exons. The coding region runs from base 49 to 603 and encodes 184 amino acids.
AGCUGUGGCGGAGGCACUCCAAAGGGUUGCUUUAUAUGGCAUCUAACAAUGCCCGCAUGUGCUGCCAUCAAUUGCACAAGCCGACAGACCCGUGGAUGUGGCAAGUCAUUUCACCGGUUUCCACAUGGACGGCCAGAAAUUCUGAAAAAAUGGGUAACAAACAUGCGACGUGAUACCUUUAAACCAUCUUCAAAAGCUGUUCUGUGCUCUGACCAUUUUGAGGAAUGCUGCUUUGACAGGACUGGUCAGACCAUUCGGCUGAGGGUGGAUGCUGUGCCAACUGUGUUUGCUUUCCCUGGGAAAGCAAGAAAGGAUCGAAAAUCACAAAUCUUUGCACCAGUGCUUGAAGAUGUUGAGGACAAGUUUUCCAUUCCAACUCAUUCAAUAACCGUGGAUACACCUGCUCCAGACCCUGUGAACAAACGUGUUACAGUGGAACAUGACUAUUGUAUUACAGACAGUCCUAAGGCUUUAAAAAGGAGGCUUGAUGAAGCUUUAAGCAGUCUUCACAAUGUCAAAAGAAGGCUGAAGAUCACCCAGCAGAAGUUCAGGAGGCUGAAAUUCAAGGUUCAGUCACUUGACUUAACUGAAGAUCCCGUGUAGAGACAAUUCCAUUUUUCAGUUGUCCUUACAAAGUGUUAAAGUUGAUACUCUGUUUCAAAUGUAUCUGUAUGCAUUUGUUGAAAAAGCGCCAUAGUAAGGCUGUGUUUACAGAGUUUUUUAUACUUUUUAUCCCUUUAAUAUUUGCGCUGUGGAUCAACCUGUCAAGCUUCUUCAAGGAGAGUAAAGAAAAUGGUAUAUAGUGUUUAAUUUCCAUGAUCUCCAUUUAAUAAUGCCCCUUUGCUGCUACAAUGGAUUCUGAACCACGUUUUCCAUCUUGGCUGUGUGAAGAAGGAUACAUCUUAAAAAAUAUAUCUUACAAGUAAAGGCAUUUUAAACUCCUUUUUUAAGCAGUACUGUGUACCAUGAAACCGGCAAUGAACAACAGAGCCUAAAAUGUGAAUAGUGGAAAGAGUCAAGAAUAUUUUUCUGUCUUCGGUUUCCCAGACAGCAGAGUGAGAAAAGUGUAUGGGCUUCAAGGUGUGAUUUUUAGGGCCUGCAAUGUUUGCAGUUGGUGGUAUCGGGAAAAAAAAUCAAUGUCUGAUAAAUUUAAUUCAGUGAAAGCAUAGGUUAAAUUUUUAUAUAAUUGUCCAAAGUAUCCAACAUGAAAAUUGGAUCAACCUUGCUUGUUGAAAAAUUUCUUACAGUUUUGUGUCUCUAGGUCCUAGGGAGAUGUAUAGAAGCUUGAGAUUUUUGUAUAUGUGGCGGUUUAAGCUCUGGGCUACCAUAAUUAUUUAGCUGCAUAAACAUAGGGCUGUUUAUGAAUGUGUUUGUUUUUUUUUUGUUUUUUUAGAGAAAUUUUUAUUUUCUUUGUUUUUUAGUUUUAUUUGGGAUUAAAAAAAUCAAUUUAGUUAUAUAUUUUAAAAGUUGCAAUUUGACAGCACAAAUAAUAAAAUUGGCUUCCCUAAUUUGCGAUCAGUUUGAUAAAUAAUAUGUAUUUAUAGUCUUGUGUGAACUGAGAGGUUAUGGCAACUGUUUAGGUUGGAGUGGGCUUUUUGUUUGUUUUUUAAUUUGUAUUUAUGGGGAAAAACAUUCCUUUUUGCAGGAAUAUUACACCGACAGAGCUUGUUUGUGUCUUCAGCAGCUCUGUUAUGUCAGAGACCCCCAGCAAUCAUGUAAUUUCCUCUGUACACUGCAUAGUGCUAAUUGAGCGCUAUGUAUGCUGGGAAAAUGUCUCUGACAGUUGGGGGACCUGACCUGCUCCUGCUAGAUUGCAGGAGUAUUUCUGCAGUGAUGCCAAAAGUUCUGGACCUGCAUGCCCACCAUGAAAAGACCAUAAAUCAGGGCCAGUUGCUACAUGUUCUAUUGUAGAUGCAUUGGAUCAAUAAAAAAAAAACAUAUGCCAAUGUGGACAUUGCCUUAAACCCCCUAAUAGUUUUACCAGGCUUUUUGGAAAAGGACUUAACAGUUCAGCCCGAGCAGCAUGGUGAGGGGGGAGGGCUGGUUUAAAAUAAGACAGGAUCACAGUAUUAUCUCCUCUACAUCACGAGAUAUAGCCUUUAGAAAUCGGGUCAGAAGUGACCGCAGCUGAAAAUGAAAGCAGGUUUCAACUGCUUUCGCUGCCAAUUAGGUAUGUAAAGGUUAUAACUCCCUACCGAUAGCAGCUAAUGCUAUGGGCUUGUUUUAAAGCUUAGAUUGUCAGCUUUCAAACAAAAACAGGCCUGCAUCUCUAGCUGCUACACAGCCCAAGAUAGGAAGGGUUAAAGCAGCCCUCCCACUUCAGUUGGCUGUAACCUCAGCCAGCCUGGAGGAGGAGAGUGGGGCAGUGGGAAAGCCGACAGCCUGCACUAGUAGGGGAAAACAUGCUUUCUCGUGACCCCCAGGGGGAAGCUAACAUGACUUAUGUACAUGCUACCUAUCCCCCUCUCCUCUGUCAGAGAGCAUUUUUUUUCUGUUACAUAUGGGGGUCUUGUUUUUAUCCAGGAAAGGAGUGAGAAGAUGAGUGCUUGCCCAUCUAGUCACCCAUCUGCGCCAAUUUAAGCCAUUUAUUGACCCCAUGACCGAGAUGUUUACCAACAUGCUACAGUAAUAGCAAUAAUUAUUACUAGAGAGGAAUCUAAUAUAUUAGCUUUCACAUAGUUAUGUUUUCAGAAAACGAAAUGUCUUGGAAUACAGAGACACACAUACAAGUGCUUUUAUUGUGCAAGUAAUAUGAUAAUAAAAACUAUAUAAAUUUGGCAGUCAUAAUCCUACUGACCCACAGAAUAAAGUUUUCAUAGUCCUUUUACCACAUGGUGAAUGCUGUAAAAAUAAUUCCCACAAAAUAAUGUUAAAAUUGCUGUUUUUAAAUUUUCCACUCUAAAAAUAAAAUGGUUAUUUAUACACUAUAUAAUCCAAAAUGGAGUUAAACGAAAACGUACAACUCCUCAUGCUAAAUUCAAGGUCUCUUACAGCUAAAUUGAAGAAAAAAAUAGUUAUGUCCACUGGAACACAGAGGGGGAAAAUAUUACUGGUCCUUGAGGCUACAAUUAGUUAAGAUGCACUUACGUUGUGUCCCCGGAGGUGUGCACCAGAUAUGUUUACUUCAGACAUUAAAGGGAACCUGUUACCGGGAUUUUGUGUAUAGAGCUGAGGACAUGGGUUGCUAGA